AUGGUGACGAGAAUAAAAGUUUUAAACAUAGAUGAGUCAGAAGAAGGUUCAAAUUCAGCAGCAGUAGCGAGUUCAAUAACAACGCCAACUCCAAUGUCUGCCGUAAACAACAUCCCUCGAAGUGGUUUGCCGCCGUUUGCGCAGUUUAUCCGCACAGCGUCGAGCAAGUCUUGCCGUAGGAUGGAAGAAAUGGUCUCGAAAAUUCGAAAAUCUGUUGAUUAG
Molecule: messenger RNA, 222 nt
Organism: Paramuricea clavata
Lineage: Eukaryota; Metazoa; Cnidaria; Anthozoa; Malacalcyonacea; Plexauridae
Source: the annotation of a GenBank genome assembly